AUGGUGUCCAGUAAAGUGGUGUUUGUCGUGGCCCUGGCGAUGUUCGGGAGCGCCGUGGCUCAACCUGCCAAAGCUGGGUUCUGGAAGGGAACCCCCAUGGAUGGUAUGGUGGAAGAGAUGAGGUCUGGCUGUGUCGAAGGAUCUGACCCCACCGCCUGCAUCAAAUAUAAGGUUAUGUCUCUACUGGACUCCAUUUUCAAGAAGGACACUUUCCAGAUCUCCGAGGCCGUAGAAGUGACAAAGAACGGAGCCGGCAACGACGUCUCUGGCCGCUCUUCUGGUGACUUCUUCGACGCCGUCGAGAGCUACAUCCAGUCCCAUGACGUCACCUUCCAACUCCCCAUUGCUGACACCAAGGUCACCGUCAGUCCCAGGAACUUGGAUAGCGAUGAACUCAGCCUGAACAUCAAGUUUAACAAGGAUGGUGCCCGUUCUGUUGGUGAAGCUCGCAAGGCCAAGCUUAAGAAAAUCAUCGUGCCUAUUCUAGUGUUCGUGCUCCUCAAGGCCAUGACCCUCAUCCCCCUGGCUAUCGGCGUCCUCGGAUUGAAGGCCUGGAAUGCCCUGCAGCUGUCAUUCUUCUCCUUCGUGGUCUCUGUUGCGCUGGCUAUCUUCCAGCUUUGCAAAAAGAUCGCGGCCGACAACUCGCAUCCGCAGAUCGCUGCUCACGGCCCUUGGGACGCCGCGUACGCAGCCACCCGCCGCAGGAGAGAGGCUGAACCACAAGAAGCCGCCCAAGACUUGGCUUACAACGCUUACCAAUAAUUUCUCGCACUCGACCGAAAGACGUGACCACCACCGCCCGAAAAAAAGAAAAUUUUAAAAACAAAUAUCUCCCACGCGAAAGUUCGAAUUUGAUUAUUUUAAAUUUCGAACGCGUGGAAUGGACACAGACCAAAUAGAAAAUGGUUUCAUUGAAACUAAACAAGUGUAAAUACUAUGUAAUGCAACUUAUUUAUUAAAAAAUAAAAUGU
Molecule: messenger RNA, 971 nt
Organism: Pectinophora gossypiella (pink bollworm)
Lineage: Eukaryota; Metazoa; Arthropoda; Insecta; Lepidoptera; Gelechiidae
Gene: Osi19
Exons: 3
Coding region: 1-762 (253 amino acids)
Source: RefSeq, a predicted model, not a curated record